AUGGGGGAAAGCACGCUUGCUGAAUCAUACUCCAUGGAUAUACCCCAUGUUGCUGCGGUUGAACUACCGUUAAACAUCAAGAACAAAGCCAAGGUGAUUAAUGCACUUGGAGGCCGGGACAAGAUAUCGGAUGCUAUUAAAAACUCCGAUGUGCCACUUGAACUUCGUUUUAGGAAGGACCCAUUCCACCAUCCAGUUCAAGCUACUACAUCUACGAAUGAACGUGUUUUGAUCAAAGUAUCGAUACCAAAGAAAGUGGCGAAACAGAAUCAAGGAGCACUGGUUCGUGAAUUGAUUCAAAUGAGCAAUGAUGAUAAAUCAGCACCAAAGAUACAACCAAUUGCUAUCAUUGAUAAAACAUUCAGAUUUAGGGCAAUGAGUGAUUUUCAGGUAAUUACUAAAAACAACCUUGAUGUGCAAGAUAUUACAAAAAAUGUACUCAAUGCAACAAACUACGAAUCACUAAAGCAAUAUGUCGAAAACCAUAACAAUUUUCAUGGAUACAUGGAUAUGAAUAAUGAGUAUUUUGAAAACAAGGAUCAUCAUUUACCACCUCCGCCGGUCUUUUCACCAAUCAAGUACCCCUAUGAUUAUCGUUAUCAGAAAAAUCCCAUUACGUCGGCUGUUAAGGAUGAGAAAAGCGGAGAGAUGAAAAUAAUUUCCAAAAAGACUCCAUUCAAACUACAUACUAUUCUUAUCGAUAUCUCAACCGAUCCGCCAACUCAACCCCCGCCAAAACUAACGGCAAAUCUAAACAAAUUACUUGAUCAAAAACUUUCAGUCAAUAGCCCAGAAUAUUUGCUUGUCAAAUGCAUUGAAUGGUGUAAGGAAAUGUUCACCAUCAAACCCAUAUGGAUUAGGCGUCAAUUGUAUGACAUUAUUCCUGACGAGCUUAAUAAAAGUUUAAAAUUUGCUUUGCCAUACGUUUCGUACAUAUAUAAAUCGGGUCCUUGGCGAUUUUGCAAUAUCAAAAUUGGAGUUGAUCCACGUACAGACCCGAGUUUCUGGAGAUAUCAAAAUGAGUAUUUCCGAGUUCUCGGGGUCCGUAACUCUUCACAAGAUUCAUCAAAGAAAGUUGUACCAAAGACAUUGGAACAUGCUCCGUUUCCUAUAGAAAUAUCACAAAACUUGUUGUUUGACGGUGUCAAUUUACCAUCGGCAGUGACGUACCAAAUUGGUGAUAUCUUGGAUUUGGACAUCACUUCGAUAAUUGAAAAUCAUCUGAAGAGCAUGGGCAAAGAUUUUGUACGAGACAGUUUAGAUACACUGGAUGGUUGGAUUAAUAAAACGACAAUGAACUUGAUUAGACGCAUAAUGAGGUAUAAGUUGCAACAAUUGGUGAAGGAGGAGCCAAUCGAUCAAAGUAAGAUUUACAAAAUGUCAAACGCUGAUUUCGCAAGAGAAGAGACAUGUGUCGAGGAUAUAAAAGACGAUGAGGAGGACACAAAGAUGGGUAUAUAUGAUUUUGACGAUGGCGAUGAACAAGAAGAGGUAGUAGAAGAGUUGAGAGGAGAAGAGGAGGUGGUGGAGGAGGAGAAUCAAAAAGAAACAGAUAUUUUACCAAAGAGCGUGGAUCAAAGCGAACAAGGCAACACAGCAGAAACUGAUCCAAAUGAAGAUCCCGAUGCUAUGGACAUUGAUGUUGCUGUUGAUAUUGACGACAUUUUUACUCGUGUACGUAACAUGAAUCCAGAAACAGCUGAAUCAUUGCGUCAUUUAGUUGGUUUUAUACGACAGGACGAUUUAAAUAAUGAAUAG
Molecule: messenger RNA, 1758 nt
Organism: Lodderomyces parapsilosis
Lineage: Eukaryota; Fungi; Ascomycota; Pichiomycetes; Serinales; Debaryomycetaceae
Product: transcription factor TFIIIC subunit
Exons: 1
Coding region: 1-1758 (585 amino acids)
Biological process (GO): transcription initiation at RNA polymerase III promoter
Cellular component (GO): transcription factor TFIIIC complex
Source: RefSeq, a predicted model, not a curated record